Messenger RNA from Canariomyces notabilis, 1801 nucleotides. RefSeq lists its product as uncharacterized. Gene Ontology annotation, molecular function: zinc ion binding; DNA-binding transcription factor activity, RNA polymerase II-specific. The coding region runs from base 140 to 1786 and encodes 548 amino acids. The record is from RefSeq and is a predicted model, not a curated record. The transcript has 2 exons. NCBI's taxonomy places the organism in Eukaryota, Fungi, Ascomycota, Sordariomycetes, Sordariales, Chaetomiaceae. Gene Ontology annotation, biological process: regulation of DNA-templated transcription.
AUGAACGUCGCUGAACUUCUCGAACAUGAACACAACACGGCUGCACCGGCGCAAAUUGACGACAUCUUUUACGUAAGUACAGUACAGUACAUACUCCUACAAUACAUUUGACGCGUCGGCUCUACGAGAAUUGGCCAUCAUGGAGGAGUUUCGAAACAAUCGCCAACCCCAACCCUCUACGAGUUCAAAAUCCGGCAGUAAAACGGCCGCCCCAGAAACAAAGCGCUCUCGCGUCGUUGUUUCGCAGUCGAAACGAGGUUGCGUGACUUGCAAGACACGCCGGGUCAAGUGUGACGAGCAAAAGCCUCUUUGUCGACGAUGCGUCCAAGCAGGUCGACUCUGUGGCGGCUACAGCCACGAAAGCCAAUUAUCUGGGGCCUUGCAACCUGCUCUGAAAAUCGGCAUCAGAACAGACAACCAUACAGAGAGGCUAAGCUAUCUUGCAGCUCAAGUGCUGUCUUUGGACAACGACGGCCGCCCGCUGCAACAGGACUGUGUCUGGGGCCGCAUAUUUGUCCAGCUCUCGAACCAAGUCGAAUGUGUUAAGGCCGCUGCUGCUGCGUUUGGCGCUGCGUAUGAAUCAUCGCUCAACAACGCCAUUGCGAAAGGAUCUUCUUCUGCCUGGCGUUACUACGGCUCGGCUCUGACAACGCUUCAGUCGGAUCUGAACAGCAAAGCUGCUGGCCGAGAGUCCUUGGCUCUGGCAUCAAUGAUCCUAGCUUGCGUUGAGAUACUCAGCCAACAUGAGCGAAAUGCAUUAACCCAUUUCCUUGGGGCCGUACAGAUCCUAACCCAGACCUAUCAGAGUUGCCAUGGAGUUCCGCCUACUGACAUUCUUGACAAGAUUAAUGACGAGCUAGUCAGAAUCAACCUCUUGAUCGGCAGCUAUGCCUUGUCCCAGACGCCGUCAGCCAUGUUCCUGGACUUUCAGGAAAUAGACAUUGGGAACGAUGCGUUUCGUGAGCCGGAGCUUGCCAUCAACACCGCGAUGCUCUGCCUUCACCGAUCGUAUCAAUUCAUUGAGUCGGCUGCCCGGCUGCGGUAUACAUAUCCUAGCUGGAAAGAGCAGGAUCCUGUCAUGUGCAAGGGUCAAUCUGACGCUGUGACCGAAUGCCGUUCGGUUCUUGAUGGCCUUACAGCUGUUGCCACGAGACUGCAAGCACGCUAUUCGGGCGCGGCGUCCACACGGCGAGAAUCCGAGGAGCUGGCAGAGAUCUAUGCCAUUCGCGCACAACUGAGGUCAACUAUAAUUUUCCUCCUGUGUGCACACAGCCCAUUCCAAACGGCAUACGAUGAACAUCUGGACGAAUUCCGAGCUGUGGUUAGCGAUGCUGCCGCGUCAGCGCGUCUGAUGCGGCGGGCGAAGCCCGGCGUUUACAAACGCUUCUCGACGCGUCCAGGCAUUGUUGGGCCCCUCUUCAUCGUGAGUAUGAAGUGCAGGGAUACGCCGCUGCGUGCUUUAGCAACGACGAUGCUCAACGAACAAGGUCGCGAGGGGCCUACCGAUGGACGAAUCAUGGCGGCAAUUGGUGCUCGACUAGCUUCUCUUGAGACAUCGGCGUGCAACACUUCUUCCCCUUGUACUACUUUAGCUGCCUGCGACGUUCUGGAAGGUCAGAGGGUCCACGGCUACGGGGUCUCCCCUCCAAGAGUGGAUGGUGAUGGCCGUUCCGUCGUUGACGUUCGUUUCAGCCGGCCAAAGGUGCCGCUCUUGCUGGGAUGGGGUCAGGUUGAUUACUCAUGCCUGGAUAACUGGACCUUCUGGUCGGAAGCUAUCGAUAUAUAGACUUGUUCAACCGCC